AUGGCGGACCUGGUGGGGGACGCGGACCCGGGCCUGGGGCGAGAUCUGGUGGCGGAGCUGCGAUACCGCGACGGGCGGACGCGGACGGUGCGGGUGCCGUACCCGGCGGCGGAGGAGGGCGAGGCCGCCCAGCUGCGCGGGCUCCGGGCGGCCCUGAGCGAGCUGCAGGAGCGGGUGGUGGAGCUGCUGGCGCCGCUGGUGCAAGAGGAGCAGGCGGCGGCGGGCGGCGCGCGGCGCGGUGGUGGCGGGGAUGACGACGACUACGAUGAUGACGAGGAGGAUGACGGCGAAGACGAAAAUAACGUGGACGCGGCGGCGAGCGGCGAUGACCCUCCCCUGAAGCGGACGAAGGUGCAGCAGCCGUGA
Sturnus vulgaris (Common starling) is the source of this 366-nucleotide messenger RNA. RefSeq names its product GON7 subunit of KEOPS complex (gene GON7). NCBI's taxonomy places the organism in Eukaryota, Metazoa, Chordata, Aves, Passeriformes, Sturnidae. The record is from RefSeq and is a predicted model, not a curated record. Gene Ontology annotation, cellular component: EKC/KEOPS complex.